AUGAUGUUCAUCCUCUGCCUCUCCUUACUCUUAACUGGCCUUCAAGUCCAUUGCCAUCACGUUCCAGGACACCAUGAGGAACAGGAGCACAGCGGAGAUAAAAACCCACUUGAACAUCAGCAUCAGCCUCCGGCAGAAGGGCAGGGAACUGAAGCAACUGUCUAUGACAAGAUUGUUGUGGAAAAUGCCGAAUUUGCAUUCAGAUUGUACAAGCUCAUUGCUUCAGACCCACAUCCCCAAAACGUCUUCUUCUCUCCCCUGAGCAUCUCCACAGCCUUUGCCAUGCUUACCAUGGGAGCUAAAGCGGAAACCCAUCGCCAGAUUUUCAAUGGACUUGGUUUCAACCUGUCAGACACUGAAGAGAAUGAGAUCCAUAGAGGAUUUAACCUACUCAUCCGCACGCUUAACCAACCCAAUAAUGUAACACAGACGAGUAUUGGGAACGCUUUGUUCGUAGAAGAGUCAUCACAAUUGUUGCCUGAAUUUCUGAACAAUGUCAAAACCUUGUAUAAAGCUGAAGCCAUUUCAACUUGCUUCAAGAACUCUGCAGCAGCAAAAAACGAGAUAAAUGAGUAUGUAAAGAACAAAACCAAUGGGAAAAUCACCCAAGUCAUCCAGGGGCUAGAUCCAAAUACAGUAAUGGUUCUUCUAAACUACAUCUUCUUCAAAGCAUCCUGGGAAAUUCCUUUUAACCACGUAUUGACCAGGGAAACAGAUUUCUUUGUAGAUGCCAAAACAACAGUGAAGGUGAACAUGAUGUAUCAAAAAGGUUCUUAUAAUUUUCUCCGUGAUGAAGACCUGUCUUCUUGGGUAGUCAAAGUGCCUUACAAGGGAGAUUCCGCAGCAUGGUUUAUUCUGCCGGACCAAGGGAAACUGAAGGCUGUGGAGGAUGCUUUGUCAGGAGCAGUUUUUAGAAAAUGGAGUACAUCUUUCCAAUCUGGAAAAAUAGAAUUAUUUUUGCCAAAAUUUUCCAUUUCUGGAUCCUAUGAUGUCAAAGAUCUGUUGCAGAGUCAGGGUGUGAAUGAUGUAUUCAGUGACAAUGCUGAUCUCUCUGGGAUUACCGGACAACACAAUCUGAAGGUUUCCAAAGCUGUUCACAAGGCUGUGCUGGAUGUUCAUGAGGGAGGCACUGAGGCAGCGGCAGUCACGGUUAUAGAGGUUUCAUUGACUUCUCUUCAACUGACUCCUCCUCCUCCUAUCCUCAGAUUCGACAAACCAUUCAUAAUGGCCAUUGCUAAUAAGCAAAUACGUCAUUUUAUCUUCAUAGCAAAAGUUAUGGACCCAACUCUAGAUUUCAGCAUGAAAGCUGGCAUUUUUCUUGUCAUAUUGGAACUGUGUGCCAAAAUGUGCUCGUCCAGUACAGAAGGUGGGAUUCCAGCAGAGCAACAGAGUUUCUUACCAAACAACUGGCCUUUCAAUAACACUGAAAAACAAUAUCGACAUCAGAAUGUAUCGGAUCCAGCUACCGAAGAAUCCACACCGUCAUUUUCCAUGCACAACUUCACAGAGAGGAACACCAAUUUUGGAUUCGAUCUCUAUCGGAAAAUAUCGCUGACACAUGACAACAACAUAUUCAUCUCUCCACUGUCACUGUCGUUCACUUUGGCAGUCUUUGCUGAGGCUUCCAGAGGGGAAACACACAACCAAAUUGUUAAAUCUCUCAACCUCCAUCUUUUGGAUGAUCAAGGGAAUCGGCUCCCAGCUUUUUUCCAGCAGCUGAGAGGCAAUAUCACCAAGAACAGGGAGUUUGUUCUUUUGCACGACACUCUCUCUUUCAUCCAGAAAGACUUCAGGAUAAAGGACGUCUUCUGUAACUUGUUGAAGCAAUAUUUUGACAUGGAAUUUCUGACAGUCGAUUUUCACAACUCUACUUUGGUUAAAGAUAUCAUCAAUCAGCACAUUAAACUAAAGACCAAUGGGAAAAUCCCCACAUUGUUCGAUUCAAUAGAUCAGCAAGCUAAAAUCAUUCUAGUGGAUUACAUUCACUUUAAAGGCAAAUGGCUGCACCCAUUUUCUGCUAAGUUCACAGAACUAGAAACCUUCUAUGUAGACAAUUACAAUACGGUCCAAGUGCCCAUGAUGUUCAAGACCGCAAGAGUUGCCUAUACAUUUGACAAGAAUUUGCGCUGUGUUGUGCUAAAGAUUCCAUACAGAGGGAGCGCGCACAUGUUGAUUGCCAUGCCUCAGGAGGGAGAUUUCCUCGCCCUGGAAGACCAUUUAACAGCUGGACUUGUGGAGUCUUGGCUUAGAAGCAUGCGAACCAGAAAAAUUGACAUGUACUUUCCAAAGUUCAAACUAGACCAGAAAUACUACAUGCAUCAAUUGCUUCAAGAUCUGGGGAUUAAAGACCUUUUCUCUAACAAAGCAGACUUGAGCCUACUCACAGAUCAGACAUAUGUAAAAGUAUCACAGGUUCUCCAAAGAGCAUACAUCGAAGUGGAUGAGGCAGGAACCGAAGCUGCAGCUGGCACGGGAUCAGAAAUCACACCAUAUUCUAUGCCUCCAGUUAUCCGGGUGAAUCGGCCAUUCAUUUUUAUGAUCUAUGAAGACUCCACAAACGCCUUGCUGUUUGUGGGUAGAGUUGCCAACCCUAUUGAGUUCUGA
Messenger RNA from Euleptes europaea (tarantolino), 2604 nucleotides. RefSeq lists its product as uncharacterized. Gene Ontology annotation, biological process: negative regulation of endopeptidase activity; blood coagulation. NCBI's taxonomy places the organism in Eukaryota, Metazoa, Chordata, Lepidosauria, Squamata, Sphaerodactylidae. The transcript has 8 exons. Gene Ontology annotation, molecular function: serine-type endopeptidase inhibitor activity. The record is from RefSeq and is a predicted model, not a curated record. Bases 1 to 2604 code for a protein of 867 amino acids.